This is a messenger RNA of Hydractinia symbiolongicarpus, 2563 nucleotides long. RefSeq lists its product as uncharacterized. The record is from RefSeq and is a predicted model, not a curated record. Bases 1007 to 2068 code for a protein of 353 amino acids. NCBI's taxonomy places the organism in Eukaryota, Metazoa, Cnidaria, Hydrozoa, Anthoathecata, Hydractiniidae. The transcript has 8 exons.
ACGUCCUGAUAUAACACGAUGCAAUAAUAAACUCAUUUUUGUAACAAAUUCACAAAACUUAUCAUGUCUCCACACACCCGUGCAACAUUUAACAUUCCAUCACAACGAUAAAGAAUUUAGCAAAAUUGUAUUAUUCUGACUGGCUGGACACCAAAAAAUAUUGACUCAAAAUUGGUGCUGAAAGUGGCAACACCAACUUUUUGUUACCAGUAACAUUCUUUUAUUACUCGCAUCAUGUUUUUGAAUCAAUAUAAUUGUAUUUAGUGUUGUUCACAAAAAUAUUGUGAGCAACAAAAAGAUACUCUGGCCAUAAAAAAAAGAAAUUAACAAGACAUAUUUGUAAUCCGUAGCAGUUUUGUUAGCACCAUUAAUAUACAAAAAUCAAAUCGAUUUUAUUUUAUAUGUUGUCACUGGUAACAACAGUUAAGAAUAACAAAACAUGUUGUGAGUAAACUACCAUGGUGACACAGAUUUACAUUUUUAGGCGAAGGUAAUUAACGUAAAUUUGUUAUUAAUGCUGAAUGUUUUACUUGUAUCAAGUUGUUGACUCAUAAUUUAUGACACAUUCCUGAUUUAGCAACAUCAAAUGAUUUUAAUAAAAAAUAGCAAAGUUAUGGUUUGUACGAGAAAGACCAACACUCUACAAACAAGUUUUAUAAAUACACAGAGAAAAAGUGGAAAAAUUCUCACACUAUACUCCCAGCGGAAAAUGUUCUUUGACGCAAGAAAAAUUUAUUGUGGGUGAAAGGAAUUACGAUUUAAUAGAACUGCUCAAUUGCAACGUUCUGAUGGGUGUGAGAUAAAUACUUCACACUUAUAAUUAAUGCUAACUUUUGUGUGAAGUUUAUUGCUUUCAACACGGUUCAAUUAGCGAAUCACUUAAUUAAUCCCAGAAUGUCAUCCAAACAAACAUUGGUGAUAUUGAGAUAAAUAUGUAUAUUUGUCACAAAAAUUCAUUACUUCAUCAACAAAUUAAAAGAGACAGGUUGAACCGGAGAAAAAAGAGAUGUUGAGAAACUUUGUUUUCAUUCUGUUUGCGUCAAAUGCUUUGGGCUCGGUUUGGCAUAAAUCAUUAGACAAAGAACUGAAGAUAUUGGACUUGUCCCAAUGCCAAGUUCAACUUGAACCAGUAGGUUGUUAUGCCGAUGAGAGGGGUCAAAGGGCAUUCUCUAAAGAAGUUGUAAAUGGUCGAGAUUCAGCGAGCUUAGUAGAACUUCUCCCACUUAUUCAAUGGCAAAAUUUUAACCAUUUUCUUGCCAAUUUUAUAUGCGAGUGUGCCAAAAGGGCUGUAGCUGAGAACAGAGGAAGUCAUAUUGGCGUGCAAUUCUAUGGAGAGUGCUGGAGUGGAAACAAAGGAGAUGGUCUAAAGAACAUUGUUAUCCCCUAUGAUAAACAUGGAAAGUCGAAUAAAUGUGUCGAUGGAGAUUACAACCCGUUCACCACAGCUAAAUCAUGCCAAGUAUACACAGGACAAGAUAAAGCUAACUUCGUUUAUAAAAUUACGAAAUAUGCUUCGGAAGGUUGUCCUGUAUAUUUUGAAUCGAAAGGUUGCUAUAAAGAUUUGCAAAAGGAACCUAGACCUUUACCGGAAUAUCUCUUCAAUGAGCGUGAUCUUACCAUUUCUAAUUGGAAUGGAAGAAUGAUUGAUUGGCAAAACUGGGACUCAUACUUAACUGGAUUAAUGUGCCGUUGUGCUAAAGCUGCAAAGAAAGCUGGUUUUCUGUAUUUUGGAAUACAAUUUUAUGGCGAAUGCUGGGCAGGAAAUAAUCCCAUUGAAAUGACAAAAGACAAGGAAGGAACAGACAUGGAUUGCGUUCAAUCUCCUGGUAGCCCAGAAUUCGGAAAAGUAUGCCCAAAAGAUGAAGAGGUGAAGGAAAAGAAACAAUGUCUACCUGUACCAUGUGCUGGUGCUCCGAAGGCUAACAAAAUAUAUAUGCUUAAACAAGGGCCGUUGGCAUGUUUAAGCGACCCUUGUAAGAAUGGUGGAACAUGUAUUUCAAAUGGAAUUAACCACUUUCAAUGUGAAUGCCCUACUGGUUACAGUGGACUCGAUUGUGGAGACGUUUAGACCGGAAAUAUGCUUUAUAAAUUGGAACCGAAAAACCCAAGAAGAAUCAGAUAUCUCUUUUUUUCAAUAUCUGUUACUUUAGUUUUUUGUCUAGGUUGUCAGACAUUUUAAUGAAGAUUGUUAGUUUGUUAAAAUAUUUUCAAGUUUAACAUUUCUUUAUAUAAUAUUUUCUCUAAGUGAAAGGAAAAAUUCCUGAUUGUAUUAACUUUGGAAUUAGACAAUAAUUUAAAAAUAAUGGCGAUAGGGUAUUUCUCAAAUAUUAAUAUAUCAACAUCGUUUGGUAUAUUUCACAUAAAUAUAAGCCUGUUUGCAUAAUAUGUAAAUAUGUAUCCACAUUUUCAUAGCUAACUACUGUCUCCAAAAACAUUCAGAUGGUUGGCGUCAAGUUUCUAAGUUCAAUUCUCUGUUUUUUGUUAUUUUUAAUGUUUAUAACGAACGAAAAAUUUUAAUACGAGUUUGCUAAGUAGCGACAUUUAAUUUAUUUUCAGUAUGAUG